CUUCAUCCAAAAUCAUCACACUCAAAGCAUAACAGAAAACAAGCCUCAAGUUAUAAUCUCUUAGUAACCGUUUUCUGUUAUCUUCCAAUGGCACGUACCAAGCAAACCGCUCGCAAGUCCACCGGCGGCAAGGCCCCAAGGAAGCAACUGGCAACCAAAGCCGCUCGCAAGUCUGCUCCUGCUACCGGAGGAGUGAAGAAGCCACAUCGUUUCAGGCCAGGAACCGUUGCUCUCCGUGAGAUCCGCAAGUACCAAAAGAGCACUGAGCUGUUGAUCCGCAAGCUUCCUUUCCAACGCCUUGUUCGUGAGAUCGCUCAAGAUUUCAAGACUGACCUCCGUUUCCAGAGCUCCGCCGUGUCUGCACUUCAGGAAGCGGCUGAGGCAUAUCUUGUUGGUCUCUUUGAGGAUACUAACCUCUGCGCCAUUCACGCUAAGCGUGUGACUAUCAUGCCUAAGGAUAUCCAGCUUGCAAGGCGUAUUAGAGGCGAGCGUGCUUGAUCUUGUUGAAUUCUUGUUCUUAGGGUUUGCGUAGAUAUUUUUAAUGUGUAGUUAAUCACAAACCGUUGGUUUCUAUUUCAAAUCUUGUAGUAUUGUAAUUGUGCUUAGCGUCUUAUAUCAAUCGAAUGAAUCGUGUUUUUUUUCAA
Molecule: messenger RNA, 644 nt
Organism: Vicia villosa (hairy vetch)
Lineage: Eukaryota; Viridiplantae; Streptophyta; Magnoliopsida; Fabales; Fabaceae
Product: histone H3.2
Exons: 1
Coding region: 88-498 (136 amino acids)
Cellular component (GO): nucleosome
Molecular function (GO): DNA binding; structural constituent of chromatin; protein heterodimerization activity
Source: RefSeq, a predicted model, not a curated record